Messenger RNA from Saxophila tyrrhenica, 1806 nucleotides. RefSeq lists its product as uncharacterized. NCBI's taxonomy places the organism in Eukaryota, Fungi, Ascomycota, Dothideomycetes, Mycosphaerellales, Extremaceae. The record is from RefSeq and is a predicted model, not a curated record. Gene Ontology annotation, biological process: sucrose catabolic process; maltose catabolic process. Bases 1 to 1806 code for a protein of 601 amino acids. The transcript is spliced from 2 exons. Gene Ontology annotation, molecular function: sucrose alpha-glucosidase activity; glucan 1,4-alpha-maltotriohydrolase activity; alpha-amylase activity.
AUGCCUCAUCGCGAAGAAGCCAGUGACAACACUCCCAUCCAAAGCAAAAUGGCUGGCAACAACCGGAAAACCGAAAAGACAUGGUGGAAAGAAGCAGUCGUCUACCAAAUCUACCCAGCCUCUUUCGCCGACAGCAACAACGACGGACUUGGAGACAUACCCGGCAUCGUCUCCAAAGUCCCCUACAUCAAGUCCCUCGGCGUCGACACGAUAUGGCUCUCGCCCAUCUUCGCCUCCCCACAACACGACAUGGGCUACGACAUCUCAGACUAUCGCUCCAUCCACGCUCCCUACGGGACCGUGGAAGACGUCCAGGGAUUGAUCGACGAGCUCCACGCGAAUCAGAUGCGGAUACUGAUGGAUCUUGUCGUUAACCACACUAGUGACCAACAUGCCUGGUUCCAGGAGUCGCGGUCUUCGAGGACGAAUGCGAAGAGUGACUGGUACUUCUGGCGGGAUCCGAAGGUCGAUUCGAAGGGGAAUCGAAAUGAGCCGAAUAAUUGGAAGUCGAUUUUCGGAGGCAGCGCAUGGCACUUUGACGAGUCGAGAGGCCAGUACUACCUUGCGCUGUUCUUGCCGUCCCAGCCGGAUCUUAAUUGGCAAAGUGAGCAGAUGCGGCAAGCAACGUACGAUGACAUGCGGUUUUGGCUGGAUCGAGGUGUGGAUGGCUUCAGAAUAGACUCGAUGAAUCUGAUGAGCAAGCAUCCGGAUCUGCCAGACGGGAAGGUGGUGGACGAUGAGCCGUAUCAGUCGGGGGCGGAGUUCUUUGCCUCAGGUCCCGCGAUGCACGAUUAUAUCCGAGAGAUGCGGAGGGGGGUGUUCGACCACUAUGAUGCGAUGACGGUGGGUGAGCUUGGUUUCACCAAGGAUGAGUUCUCUGUGAGCCAGUAUGUGGCCAAGGAUCGCAAGGAACUUAAUAUGCUUUUUACUGGAGACAUCGUUGACAUGGACUUCGGGCCAGACGGGAAAUACAGCCGAGACGAUUUCCACCCCAGCAAGAUCCGAAAGAUCACCGACCUCUGGCAGACGGCAAUGCCUAAGUUCGACGGCUGGAACACGGUGUACCUCGACAACCACGACAGCGGUAGAUCCCUUAGCAGAUACGCCUCCGACGCACCGCAACAUCGAGCAACGGCGGCGAAGAUGCUGGCCACAUAUCUCCUGACAUUGAGUGGAACUCCCUUCAUGCUCGCUGGACAAGAAAUCGGCAUGGCAAACCUCGGAAAGGAGUACGGACCAGAUGCGUACAUCGACGUCGAAGGCAAGAACCACUACAACGCCGUCCUGAAGGCUCGCGGUGGUGACGAGUCGCAGAUGCAGGACGUGAUGACGGAGUUGCAGCUCAAGGCCAGAGAUCAUGGAAGGUUGCCGAUGCAGUGGGAUGAUUCCGCCAAUGCAGGGUUUACUUCGGCGGAUGCGAAGCCCUGGAUGACCAUCAACCAAGAUUAUGUGAAGUGGAACGUGGCGAGUCAACUUGAUGAUGGGGCGAGCGUGCUGUCGUAUUGGAAACAGAUGCUGGUGCUUCGGAAGCAGUACAACGACCUCCUCGUCUAUGGGUCGUAUGAGGCAGUACCGGAAUCCACGACCGGAGAAGACGUCUUUGCUUAUAAGCGAUCGUCCGCGGAGACUGGUGAGAGCGCAGUCGUCUUCCUUAAUUUCUCAGAUCGGGCGCAGAGGAUACCAGCGAGUAAAUUCCGUGGCUACUCCGUGUUGUGCUCAAACCAAGGGAGCAGUGGUGUGGAAGACGAUCACGUCUCUUUGGUACCUUUUGGUGCCGUGGUGUUGUAUGACAGAAGAAGAGACUAG